GCAGCGGGGCGUCGCCGACGCCGACACAAGGAAGCGGCUUGGCGGCCCGGGCUCUGCGCGGGGCCUAGCGGCGCAGACGGGCACGGCUGGAGGCCGCGGGCGGAGGGUUAUUGGCGCGCUUGAGCCGUUGGCGUCGGCCCCGGCCCCGCCUCCCUCCCCGCAGCUCGCGCCCUCCCUGGCGGCGGCGGCGCGGAUGGCUGCCGCGGCGGCGGCGGCGGCCCCGGCUCUGUACGCCUGCACCAAGUGCAACCAGCGCUACCCCUUCGAGGAGCUCUCCCAGGGCCAGCAGCUCUGCAAGGAAUGUCGAAUUGCACAUCCCAUUGUAAAAUGUACUUACUGUCGAUCCGAAUUCCAACAAGAGAGCAAAACUAACACAAUAUGCAAGAAAUGUGCCCAAAACGUGAAGCAGUUUGGAACGCCCAAGCCUUGUCAGUACUGUAAUAUUAUUGCAGCAUUUAUUGGCACAAAAUGCCAGCGUUGCACAAAUUCAGAAAAGAAAUAUGGACCACCUCAGACAUGUGAACAGUGCAAGCAGCAAUGUGCUUUUGAUCGCAAAGAGGAGGGAAGAAGGAAGGUUGAUGGGAAGCUGUUGUGUUGGCUUUGCACACUGUCCUACAAGAGAGUACUGCAGAAGACAAAGGAACAGAGGAAGAGCCUAGGGUCUUCACAUUCUAAUUCGUCAUCCUCGUCUCUUGCUGAGAAAGACCAGCAUCAUUCAAAACACCAUCACCACCACCACCACCAUCAUCGUCACAGCAGCAGCCAUCACAAAAUCAGCAAUCUAAGUCCAGAACAAGAUCAGGGACUAUGGAAACAGAGCCAUAAAUCCUCUGCAGCUAUUCAGAAUGAAACUCCAAAGAAAAAACCCAAACUGGAAUCCAAGCCAUCCAAUGGAGAUAGUAGCUCUAUAAAUCAGUCAGCAGACAGUGGGGGAACUGACAACUUUGUCCUCAUAAGUCAGUUGAAAGAAGAAGUGAUGUCACUCAAACGUCUUUUGCAGCAAAGAGAUCAGACUAUCUUAGAAAAAGAUAAAAAGUUGACAGAGUUGAAGGCAGACUUUCAGUACCAGGAGUCUAAUUUAAGGACAAAAAUGAACAGUAUGGAAAAAGCUCACAAGGAAACAGUGGAACAACUGCAGCAAUAGAAGUUUUACGCAAGGGUGGCUUCAUAACUUCAGCAUGACAGUUGUGCAUGGCACUGUUGAAUAAGUGUUCCCUCCUAUUCAAAAAGUUUGUUGAUCUCUUUCUGCAGUGUGUCACUGAUGGAUAUAGUACUGGAAUUAAGAGUAACUAUUAGGACUUUUGAACAGUGUUUCUGUUAUGUUUAAACAGAAGAGAAAGUGUUUCUAUAAAUCUUUCUUUUUAUCUAUAUUACAGGCCAAAAACAGAGAACUACUCAAACAGGUUGCUGCGUUGUCAAAGGGUAAAAAGUUUGAUAAAAGUGGAAGUAUACUAACAUCUCCAUGAGGAACUGGUUACUUAAAUGAGGAUUACUACUCAAUGUAAAUUUGAGUAAUUCUGUGAAGCCCUUAAAAUCCUGGGUAGUGGAAAAAUAUUUUUGCACACGAGAUUAGUCGGCAUGUUUCCUACACGUUUUUAUAACUAAUAUGCAGCUUUUUAGUUAAACUGUUCAGAUAAAGUACUUCAACUGGCUUGAAGAAAUUUUUUAUUUUUUUUUAUAUUGGGAACUUUUUUGCCAGCAAUAGUAUUUAACAGUUGCAGAGGAGUAAUACAGCAAUGCUCUCUUUAAAACACAUCAUGCAAUAACAAAAUAGGUGUACUUUCUACAGACUUCAAGCAUCAACUGAAUCCCUUAAACUAUGCUAACUUUGGCCAAAAGUUCAGUUUCAAGUUUAUAAAUCUGCAAGGACAGGAAUAUGGACACUGGGUUCUGGCAACUGUUCUUUUGCUUUGUAUUAAAAUAUAGGACAUUUAGGUUGGAAAUCAUGGUGCUCUUAAAUGAAACUCAAAAGAUGUAUACAUAUGUGUAAAUACAAUUGUAACAGUUAUAUUCUUAGUGAUAACAAGUGAGUAACUAGUGUUUUACAUUCUUGUGAUUGGAAUUUAUUGAAAGAUUAUCUAUUGUACAGUACCAGAGGCAGUGUGGGUUUUUUUGUAAGACUUACUGUAGACUUUUUUCUUGCAAGUGCCUUUCUCCAACUGUUUAUUUAUAGGAAUGUUGGUAUUUUGUACAUAACGUUUUUGUUUUAAGAUCAUGUUUUAUAAAUGGUUGUGUAUAUAUAAAUGUGUGUACAGAGGAAUCAAAAACAAAGAUCAAAGUUGCUAGUGCAGUGCUUGAAGCAGCAUGAAGAACUAGCUAAUUGAUGGAUAGUGUGUAUUGACUUUUUUAACCUUAUUAGAUUGCAUCUGUGGGGUUUGUUGAGUCUGGUUAGUGCUUAUUAUGCCAAACACUUCCUAAAUAAACAAUUCGUAUGGUUUUUGCCACACUAGAUGAUAAUGCUUUAUGUAUUUUUCCUGUUGGCCUAGUGCUAAUUUUUUUAAUUUCACAGCAAGCAUUGUACUCCCAGUGUUAUAUCCUGAAUUAGCAGUAUAGUUAAUACUCACUACUUUAUUUUUAAAACUUGCAUAUUCAGUUUGUCUUUGUUUUAAAUGUACUUAGUUGUAACUUAUGGUCACUUUUUAAGUAACUAGAUUGACACGUACUUAGUUUAGUAAAGAUAUACAUCGAGAAAACAGUAGUCAAAACUGUAAUGGUCAGUACGUAAAUAAAGGGAAUGGAUGUGGUGUCAAAUGAAAAUUUAUUGUUCACCCCCUCGAAUGGAAUCUUCUGUUUUUACAUUUAGUUAGCUCAGUUUUAGCUCUGCUCCUAAUGGACAUCAGUACAAGUGUCUUAGUAGGAUGAAACAACUUCGCGUAACUGGGGGUACACUGUUUAGGAAAGCAAAUUCUAAACCAGCAUUACUUGGAAUAGUCGUCUGUCAGAUGGGAGCUCCAGUUCAGAUGUGGACGUUGAUUUGGUGACUCGGGAACUGCUUGCACUUCAGCUAGCUUUAUUGUCUGUGACAUCUUGCUGCUUGGAGGACUAGAAUCUAAAGUCCUCUGGCUAUCUACCCAGAUGCUACUGAAUUGUGAACAACCUCAGCAAUUUAGACAAGACUUAGUCUAAUGAAUAAUUUUAAUUGGGAAAAAUCAAACUAGCUUGUUUCAUACAGUGAAGAUGUAUUUGAUUUUUUUUGUACAUGAAGAUCAACUUUGUAAGUUUAUAAAAACUGUUCUUUAAACUUACUAAUACAGCUAGGAUAGAAAAUGCUGCUGCUAUCCUAUUGGGAUGUUAGUUGUAUUGAAAGAUUUUUUUAAAAAAAAAUUUAGGAGUUUUUCUGACUUUCAUUAGUUCAGAGUAAUAUUUUGAUACUGGGGGCUUUUCUCUCCAGUUUACUGGCCACCAGUCCAUGAUGCAUGUGGAUUCAGAACCAUGCACAUCAAAUUGAGGAAUUAUCCCAUUAAGCAAUUCUUAUUCCAACCUCCUUGAGCUGCAAUAUAAUUUUUUUUUAAAGAAAAAGUUCAAUAUUAUACUUGAGUUUUAUAGAUCCCAGUGC
Dermochelys coriacea (leatherback sea turtle) is the source of this 3556-nucleotide messenger RNA. RefSeq names its product family with sequence similarity 76 member B (gene FAM76B). The transcript is spliced from 10 exons. The coding region runs from base 194 to 1144 and encodes 316 amino acids. The record is from RefSeq and is a predicted model, not a curated record. Lineage: Eukaryota; Metazoa; Chordata; Testudines; Dermochelyidae.